AGCUCACUCUGAUGAUAUAAAUGAAAGGGGUCCGAUUGUGAACACCUGUUACUUUUUUUUAGUGUGUGUGAGCCGUGUAUUCAAAAGUGACAAUUCGCCAUGAAAUCCGACGAGAUAUUUGAGAAAGUUUUCUGCUCGAACGUCAAAGAACUAAUUUUAAACGGCAGCGAACGCGUGCUGGCAAAAUUCGUAUAUCGUGCCGCUGUCGAAGAAAUUCGUGCGAACCGGAAAGACCCUGACGACAACAAUGUUGAUGAUGCCAAGCGGAAGAUCAAUUUGAAUAUAGAAAUAGAAGCGACGGUGAAAAUAUUUAAAUGUGUUGUUGAUCUUUUCAAGGCAUCACAGGCGGCGAAAAGCGCCUUUCUUGACAACUUUGACCGUUGGUCAUCCUCUCGAAAGAGCAAUAUCAAGAGUCUAAGAAAAAUCGCCGAUGAUAUACAGACCGAUAAAUUUAAUUGCGAUAUUUCAAAAGUCGUCGGCUCCUCGGUUGGAGUUGCAGGAGGUAUUGCAUUAGGUCUCUCUUUCAUCCCGUUUCUGGCUCCAAUAACUGUACCACUUUUAAUUGGCGGAGGAAUUGCUUCUGCAUCAGGGGCUGGUGUCGUUAUUGGUACCACCAGUGAAGAAAUCAAACUUCUCAAAAAGAACUUGGAGGAGGCCAAAAACCUGAUCCAAAAGGAGAAGAGCAGUUCCUCAAUGAUAGAUGUCUGGUUCAAUCACACCAAAGAAAUGAGAGAAGAAAUCGAAUCUCUGGUCGAAUCUCGUCUUUUAAAGGAAAUGGUCGAGGAUCUCAAGCGUUUUCAGGAUGAAAUGAAAAAGAAGACGAGUUUCACGGUAGAUGAGCUCAAGAAUCGAUUCAACCAGCUCCUGAAGUCGUUUAUUAGACAGAUGCAUAAAUUUAGUAAAAAGAUUGCCAAAUUUGGCGAUGUCAUUGCACCACUCGUAAUGACUUUCGUUAUUGUAUUCUGCUUAUUGAGACAGCACAAUAGGACUGUCAUUCAUUGUAUCGGCCAAAUGUACCGUUUGAUGGCGAAAAACAUGAGCGUGUCGGACGUUGAUGUCACAACGGGCCAAGUACUACUGUCGGUAUCAAGAGGUUUGACAGCAGCUUCGCGAAUUUUUGCGGCCGCUAAUAUUGCCCUCGACGUCCUGACUAUGGUGCAGUCUUCGAUUGACAUACAUAACCGAACAGAAGUUGAGCAGGCUAAGCAAAUCAGAGAAGCAGCCGUAAAGCUGGAAGAAGAACGUUCAUUUAUCGAGAGAGUUUAUGAUGAAGUUAAGAAAUGGAGAUACAUUGACUGAUUGAUACAUUGAUGAUCCAUCCAUUUUGUCCAUAAUUGCUGCUAAGCGAGGUGACAUAAAAGUGGUUGUCUGACUUCGUCUUCCAGAAGGAAUAUUAAAAUUCGGACAUUACCAAUGACUUGUGAAGGUACCAACAAUUCAUUCUCAAAGUCUUGCAGUUGACUCGUGUCACUAUCAAUGAAGAGUGAUUUUUAAUUAUGCAGUGAAGACAUUUUUAGACAAUCCGUAUUAUUAUUGGAAAAAUAGAAGGAUUUUUUUUUCAUCGAUAUAAGUGCAAAAAUGAAGAUAAUUCAAUUUCUGUAGAUUUCCUCUUUCUUCCGCAGAUGAUAAUGCCAAGGUUGUGCUUUAAUGCUAAGUGUUCACCAAAAUUUAUUAAGGACCACUCGGCGAAACAUCCGUUAUUCAUUUUCUUAAUAUUCUGAACAAAAGCAUAAUUCCAGAAGUUUAAAUCAAAAUGCCAAAUACUAGGGAAACAUGGAACUUAUUCCUUCACUCGAGUGAUUCAUUCCUGGUAUAAAAUAUUGCUUGCUUCUUUUAAAUGAGCUGUCUUUCGACUCAACAGAUACUUGUAAAAUAAUUUUGUUUUCCAUAAAGUGUUUUAUAAUUUUUUUUCUAUACAAUUCAAUUUUUCAUACAAUUUUCAGUUUAAUAAUUUUAGAUGCCACUAUUGCACAAAUAAAAAUUUAAAAUUCACCAUGUAAUUGUAAUGCACAACAACCAUUUGGUUUCUUAUUUAAUAACUGACAAAUAAGUAUUUUUUUAAAAUCAAUUUGUAAGUGUUCUGACUCAUAUUAUUUUAAAUUAUCACGCAUAAAAUACAGUUUAAUAAAAUUAAUGUAUACGCUACCUCAUUUUUCGCCAAUGUCAACCAAACCGUGCCAAAUAUUAAAAACUCUACGAUGAUUUUAAGACUGCAACGAAAUAUAUAUUUAAAACACUUUUGAAUGGUUACCAUAUUUCGCGAGUCAUUCGCGAUAGAAAAAAAUUAUUUUGGUGAUGAUACCUUAAAUUUUGCCUAAUUCUUUGUGGAGAAACUAUCUCGAUACCAUAAUUUUCUUUUCUUGAUUGUGACAUUAAUGUUUUUUUAUAAAAGCAAAUGAUUGAAUUUUUGUACUCCUCGUCUGAUUUUCGCUUCUGAAAGGCUCAUGCAGCAGUUGCAAAACGUGAUGUUAAUAAAAUUAAACUCUACAACACACAGUUUUGUGUUCAAUAUUCUAUUUUGUGUUAAAUUUUAUUUUUCAAUAUAUGAUUGUUUAAUUCGAUUAAGUUUCUUGAAGAAGUUAAACGAAGAUAUCUAUGUGUAUGCUAAACUUCCAGGUCUUUUCUCUUCACACCAUUUUUAUCCUGCAAGUUGCAUUAUAAAUAAAUAUUACUAAAAUAA
Molecule: messenger RNA, 2680 nt
Organism: Argiope bruennichi
Lineage: Eukaryota; Metazoa; Arthropoda; Arachnida; Araneae; Araneidae
Exons: 2
Coding region: 100-1299 (399 amino acids)
Biological process (GO): lipoprotein metabolic process; lipid transport
Cellular component (GO): extracellular region; membrane
Molecular function (GO): lipid binding
Source: RefSeq, a predicted model, not a curated record